Molecule: messenger RNA, 651 nt
Organism: Penicillium samsonianum
Lineage: Eukaryota; Fungi; Ascomycota; Eurotiomycetes; Eurotiales; Aspergillaceae
Exons: 2
Coding region: 1-651 (216 amino acids)
Source: RefSeq, a predicted model, not a curated record
AUGCCCCCCAAAGACAAAUACAGCGACCCCAAACUCCGCGAUGAAAUCAAAAAGGAAGUCCACAACAGCGACAAAGGCGGGAAGCCUGGCCAAUGGUCUGCACGAAAGGCCCAAAUGAUGGCAUCCGAAUACAAAAAGCGCGGCGGCAGAUACAACACCACAAAGGCAGAAGGCCAGACGGAAUCUCAGAAACACCUCGAUGACUGGACAAAAGAGGAAUGGCAGACGAAGGAGGGAUCUGGCACGGCGCGACAGGAUGAUGACUCACGUAAACGGUACCUGCCCAAGAAGGCGUGGGAGGAGUUGAGUGAAAAAGAAAAGGAGGAGACGGACAAGAAGAAGGUUGAGGAGUCACAAGGUGGGAAGCAGUUUGUUGACAACACCUUGGAGGCAAAGGAGGCGAGGCGGAGGGUUAGUUCUGAUGUUGAGAAUGAAGGUCAGAAGGUUGAGGGAGAUUCGGAGAAAAUUCCACGGAAUGGGAAGGCUGGUAAAAAAGGGACGAAGAAGAACGAGGAGGAGAAAACGGACGAGAUGAAGAAAGGCGACAAGAAAGGGGGUGCAGGAACCAAACGCAGCGCAAAACAGGAUGCGACACCAAAAAAGAAACAGAAGGAGAGCACCAGGAUGCAAAGUCUGCGGAAGAGAAAGUAA